AUGACGGGCACAGAUGACACCGAAAAGGAGUCUCUUCCUCUCCCGCCCCCACCACCUCCACCCGAACAUCACGACGACGAUGAUAGUGACGAUAACGAUGACGAUGACGAGGGUCAGCGAUACGAUGACGAUGUAGACGAUGAUCCCUUUGGCGGAUUCGGAGGUCCAGGGGGUCCCGGUGGCUUGUCAAGUACCUUGCGGGCCUUGACAGGCAUGAUGACGGGCAUUUCAUCUCGCCUGCGAGACCUUCUGAACAGCCUGCGUCAAAAAGAUGACCCAUCAGUGCAGCUGAUCGCCCUGCAAGAGCUAUCUGAAAUCUUGUUGGUGUCCAACGAGGACAACUUGUCAGGUCACUUUUCACCUGAUGCCUUCGUCAAGGAAUUGGUGACUUUGAUGCAACCAAACGAGAUGACGGGCGAAGAGAACCCUGAAAUCAUGCUGCUCGCCUGCCGUUGCCUGGCAAACUUGAUGGAGGCAUUGCCCGCCAGUGUGGCCAACGUCGUUUACGGAGGCGCUGUCCCCGUGCUCUGCCAAAAGUUGCUCGAGAUCUCCUUUAUCGAUCUUGCCGAGCAAGCCCUGAGCACCCUCGAAAAGAUUUCAGCAGAGUACCCCUCCAGCAUUGUCCGAGAGGGUGGGUUGACCGCCUGCUUGUCUUACCUGGAUUUCUUCGCAACAAGCACACAAAGAACAGCGGUGACUACGGCUGCAAAUUGCUGCCGAAACAUCCCAGAGGAUUCUUUCCCGGUAAUUCGAGAUGUCAUGCCCACGCUUCUCAACGUCUUGGGCAGCAGCGACCAGCGAGUGGUUGAAAAGGCUUCCAUCUGCGUCUCUGGCAUUGUGGAGAGCUUCAAAUACCAGUCUGCAAAGCUGGAGGAGCUCGUCAGUGUCGAUCUGUUGAAGGCUGUCCUGAGACUGCUUGUGCCAGGCACCACCAACCUCAUCGGGGCUGAUAUCCACACGCAAUUCCUGCGGGUGUUGGCCUUUACGGCUCGUGCUAGCCCCCAGCUUUCGGCGGACUUAUUUAAGCUCAACAUCGUAGAGACACUUUACCAAAUCCUCACCGGCGUUUCUCCGCCUAGCGGCACAGAAGACGUUGCCUCCAAAUUGGACAGUGUCGUCAUCAUGCAGGCCUUGAUCCAUCGCCCAAAGGAGCAGAUUAUCGAGACUCUCAACGUCAUUUGCGAGCUGCUCCCUAGCCUGCCUCGUAAUGCCGACCCUUCAUAUGGCGAUUUCGUGGAGAUGAACGCAACAGAACCCAUCACUCCUUCAUCCACAGCAGCUGGAAAGACGCGCAAGUCACCAAACGACAAGAGAAUCGAGCUGCUCGACACCUGCAAAUCCGAAGUUCGCCGCUUUGCCCUCAUUCUUUUUCCGACCUUGACCGACGCUUUUUCGAGCACAGUUAAUCUCAACGUUCGUCAAAAGGUACUAACAGCCCAGCUGAAGAUGCUUUCGAACCUCGACGAGGAAAUUCUUGGCGAAGCCCUAAAGACAGUGUCUUAUGCUUCUUUCCUGGCUUCGAUUUUAUCUCAACAGGACCAUCCCUCACUGGUCAUGCUGGCACUCCAAGCUACAGAACUCCUUCUCAGUCGCUUGGAGGAUGUUUACCGAUAUCAGCUUUACCGUGAAGGUGUCAUCUCGGAAAUUACCAAAUUAGCCAUCGAGGAGCACACUCCACCCCCAGCGCCAGAGCCGGUCGGCUCUCAGGAGUCCAACAAUGCAGAAUUGCAGGCUGCGGCAGAUUCUGGUGAUCAAUCUUCCGACAACGAAGAGUCAGAAGACGAUGAAGAGCACGAAGAGUCGGAUGACGAGGAGAAUGAGGAGGACAAUGAGAAUGAGCCUCACCCAGACGACAUUUCUGGGUCGCCGGUUAGCUCUGGCGGCUCAACCAUGUCGCUUGACGGGCCGCCUCAGCAUUUCCUGUCAGAUGUCCCGUCGAUGCGAAGUAGGAUUCGUGAGGUGGCUAAGAAGUUCUUGGAGAGCCACGAAACCGAGAAGCACGGCAAGGCCAUGAAGAAAAAGGCGACCAAGAUUCUUACUAAUCUAUCAGAUCUUGCCGAAGAGAUUGAAGCUUUUUACCUCAACAGAUCGGCAGGCAACCUUGCACCUGAGAACGGUGUAGAGCUCUUCAAGAAGCUGGCCUCGUCUUUCGACGCGGACGUUCUCGAAAGUGUCACUAGCGCAGAGCUUCUGGCUUCUGGGCUCGUUAGAGUGCUUUUGGAGGUUUUCAGCAAUCCCGACGAGGAUCUAGCCCGCACGGCACAGGCGGACUUCUUGCAGGUCUUCAUGGGCUACAGCGUCAAAUCCAAGCCCAAGACUGCCACUGCAGAUUCACCUGCGACUCCUUUCAGUGUCAUGGUUCACAAACUUCAGGAUUUGCUUAGUAGAUCUGAGCAUUUCGAGGUCAUUACUGUCCACCAAAAUACCUUCGAUGGCAAUCGCAGUAGUGCGGCGUCUAUGCUCGCGAAGCAAAUUCGGCUCAGACUUGUAGCUGACGAUGAGUCUAUACCCAAGUCGUAUCGGAACAUCAUGGUUUCGAUCCACGCCAUUGCUACUUUCAAGUCUCUCGAUGACUACCUGAGGCCCAGAAUCAGUCUUUCGGAACGGCCACGUGGCUCCUCAAGGCGGGCCGACAACCUGUCGAGGGCCCUUGCCUCGUUGGCAGGCUCUGCUGGUUUGCCACUUAGCCAUGCGGCAGCUAGACUUGCCGAGCGCCAUGCGGAGCGCCAUGCAGCAGCGUCUGGGUCAAGUCCGAUCCCGCCACCGCCCAGUGUGCCCACGCCCAGCGGUUCGCGUUCUCUUCGCAAGACGAAGUCGAAGUCAACACCGCAGCCGGAGAGUGCGGCUACUCCUGACACCUCUUCCAGCACCAGGGAUAAGGGUGUUCUGAGGAGAUCUACCCGUCGUAGUGCGGCGUCGGCUGCAGACAGCCCAGUGCCGUCUAGGCCACCUCCGGAAGAUGACGACUUGGAGAAUGCACUUGAGUGCGCAGAUGAAAAGCAUCUGUCUGACGACGAAGAGAUUGGCGGUAGCAGUGCAUUGGAUGCUAUUGUUGGUGACUUGGAUGAGGAUAUGAGCGAGUCUCCCGGUCCCGAGCCUGGUGCUGUCAAUAUGGAAAUCGCAGCUGGUGGCAAGGUCACUGCACGGAAGGAUGAUGGGACCAGAGUGCCCACGCCAUCCCAGAGUUCUCUGCCUACUCGUUCCAGUGCUCUUCCGCCCCCUCCUGUGGCACAAAGCACCCCCACGCCGGCAACUUCAUCGAGGCCGAUGUCAUACGCUGCAGCUAUCCAAGCUGUGCCGCAAGACUGGCAUAUCCAGUUCACUCUCGACAACAAGGUGAUUACGAGCGAGACUACCAUCUACCGUGCCGUCCACACCUCAGCCGCCAACUCUGAUGAGCACUUUAGCCGAAGUGUCUGGUCUGCAGUGCACCCGAUUAAGUUCCGACGGGCCCCCGGUCCGCCACCCGCUGAAACCCUUUCGUUCAGUUCCAAUGCCCAAGCCAAUACGGAGGAGAACGGCGAAGGAAACGUGCCGGCAUCUCUCGCUAAGCAUCCUUCGACAGCCUCUAUUCUUCGCCUUCUCAAUAUUCUUCACGACUUGAAUGCCAACAUUGAAGACGUCAUGGUUGAAAACAGCGAAAAGGAUGCCGUUCGACUGAAUGUUGAGCCCCUAUCACAGUUCGUCAAUACCAAGUUGACUGCGAAGCUCAAUAGGCAGCUCGAAGAGCCUUUGAUCGUCGCGAGCAAUUGCCUGCCAAGUUGGGUAGAAGACCUUGCGCGACUGUACCCUUUCCUCUUCCCCUUCGAGACCAGGCAUUUGUUCUUGCAGUCGACCUCAUUUGGGUAUGCCCGGUCGAUGACUCGCUGGCAGAACGCUCACUCCGCCGACGACUCGCGCCGCGACCGUCGCGACGAUAGACCAUUCCUGGGUCGCUUACAGCGCCAGAAGGUACGCAUUUCAAGAUCCAAAAUCUUGGAGUCGGCCCUGAAAGUCAUGGAGCUAUAUGGCGCGUCUCAGAGCAUUCUAGAGGUUGAAUACUUCGAGGAAGUCGGAACCGGUCUGGGCCCUACACUUGAGUUCUACUCUACGGUAUCGAGAGAGUUCUCCAAGAAAAAGCUUAAGCUAUGGAGAGAGAUGGACUCGAACGACUCGGAAGAGUACAUCUCUGGAGCUAGUGGCCUUUUCCCUAGGCCACUCAGCGACGAUGAAGCUAUUGCACCUAACGGGGAACGUAUCCUGCAACUGUUCAAAACCCUCGGCAAAUUUGUUGCUCGUUCCAUGAUCGAUUCUCGCAUCAUUGAUCUGAACUUCAAUCCCACCUUCUUCCGCAUUGGAGAUGGCUCAUCGGCACCUGGCGUGAAGCCAUCUCUUGGCGCGGUCAAGGUUGUUGAUCCUGGCUUAGCUAGGUCCCUGAAGACCAUCAAGAAGUUCGCUGUGGCCAAGAAGGAAAUCGACGAAGACCCUUCGCGAACGCCGGCUCAAAAGGUUGCCGAUACCGAGGAUAUCGUUAUUGACGGUGUCAAGUUGGACGACCUGUGUCUGGAUUUCACCCUUCCUGGCUUCCCAGAAAUCGAGCUCAUGCCCAAUGGUGGGCAAGUUCGAGUCACGAUUGAUAACGUGGAGUCGUACCUUGAAAGUGUUAUUGACAUGACCCUGGGCACUGGUGUUCGCCGCCAGGUUGAUGCCUUCCGUACCGGCUUCUCUCAAGUCUUCCCCUACUCGGCUCUAAGCGCAUUCACUCCCGAUGAGCUGGUAACUUUGUUUGGCCGGGUUGAUGAGGACUGGUCUCUCGAGACACUCAUGGAUUCAAUCAAGGCAGACCACGGCUACAAUAUGGACAGCAAGACCGUCAAGAACUUGCUACAGACAAUGAGCGAGCUGUCAGCUCCUGAGCGCCGCGAUUUCUUGCAAUUCGCCACAGGCAGCCCCAAGCUCCCCAUUGGAGGUUUCAAGAGCUUGACACCCAUGUUCACGGUCGUCUGCAAGCCAAGUGAACACCCCUACACGUCUGACGACUAUCUCCCCAGCGUCAUGACGUGUGUCAACUACCUCAAACUACCCGACUACACCAAUAUCGAAGCCAUGCGCAAACAGCUCUCUACUGCCAUCAAGGAAGGCCAGGGAGCUUUCCACCUAUCAUAG
Messenger RNA from Colletotrichum godetiae, 5145 nucleotides. RefSeq names its product HECT-domain-containing protein. Lineage: Eukaryota; Fungi; Ascomycota; Sordariomycetes; Glomerellales; Glomerellaceae. Gene Ontology annotation, molecular function: ubiquitin protein ligase activity. Gene Ontology annotation, cellular component: nuclear speck. The coding region runs from base 1 to 5145 and encodes 1714 amino acids. The transcript is spliced from 3 exons. Gene Ontology annotation, biological process: proteasome-mediated ubiquitin-dependent protein catabolic process; protein polyubiquitination. The record is from RefSeq and is a predicted model, not a curated record.